AUGGAACCCCAACAUUUCCUGUUAACCACGCACACCAUGUCCGCGGGUAAUGUGCCCUUGGUGGGCAUGGCCAAAGUGCCGCCGGCCAUCCAGUUCGAUGCCAAGAAGGACUUUCACACGCGGACGCAUCAGCAGGAGUUGGAUGAAGCUUUUCUGGGCAACGAGCGGCGUCCGUGGAUUCGCCAAAAGGCUCGCAAGGACACGCGUCGCGAGCGGGAGAUCCUCAAUGGGCUGCUCUCGUCCACCACCGUGGAAAUGGACUACGCCAGCAGUUGUGUGGACAAGCUGAUUGCCGAGGACAUUAGCUACCGCGAUUUGGCCUCGCUCACCGACGAGGAUUUGGAAUUGUUCGGCUUCAAGUCGGCGAAUCAACGCAAACAGCUACUGGAGAUGUUCGACAAGAUGCCCAAUCAGGAUCCUAGCUACGAGUACCUUCGCAGCCAUCCGGAGGCCAAGGCCUACAACAAUCAGAUAAUCGGCAACGCGGGCAGCCACUUUAUGUCCUUGCGCGCCUCCUUGGCGGUCACCAACUACAAGCUGCAGAUCUCCACGCCCGAGGAUGUCGUCGUGGGCGACAAACGCUAUGCCAGCUGCUUCGCCUUGGAAACGCUUAAGAGCGUCAAGCAGAUCACCGAGGAAAUAGCCCAGGAUCUCAGGAAAAUCGAAGCGAAUGCCCAGAAUGCAAGGAACCAGAAGGAAAUUCAGGCUAAGGAGACCAACAAGAAGAAAAAGUUCAGCCUGGCCACCGUUUUUUACUUCACCACCUUGGCCGUUGGAUUCUCGUGCGCCUGGUUCUGGUGGUGGACCAAAUUCCACAGUGCUCCCCGACUGGAGCGGAUCUCUGUUCAGACUUAAGGCACAACGAAGCAUUUAAUAUCUGCCAUUUCCAUUUUUUUAUAGCAUCUAAGUUUAUAGAAUUUACAUAGUAUUUUUUGUUAAGCUUUCGCAUAAUCUCAAGUUGUCAUGAAGUUUUACUGCCCCAACAUGAAUAGACACUAAAAGUUGUAUUAACAA
Messenger RNA from Drosophila takahashii, 1014 nucleotides. It is a transcript of the gene daed, whose product is annotated as daedalus. The record is from RefSeq and is a predicted model, not a curated record. Lineage: Eukaryota; Metazoa; Arthropoda; Insecta; Diptera; Drosophilidae.